Mucor velutinosus is the source of this 957-nucleotide messenger RNA. Its product is annotated as killer toxin resistant protein. Gene Ontology annotation, biological process: negative regulation of G2/M transition of mitotic cell cycle. The record is from RefSeq and is a predicted model, not a curated record. NCBI's taxonomy places the organism in Eukaryota, Fungi, Mucoromycota, Mucoromycetes, Mucorales, Mucoraceae. The coding region runs from base 1 to 957 and encodes 318 amino acids. The transcript is spliced from 5 exons. Gene Ontology annotation, cellular component: cell division site. Gene Ontology annotation, molecular function: protein binding.
AUGUUUAAGAAACUAUCGCUUCAAUUCCAUAAAUCACCACAUGUUGAAGCAGCAAUUCAUCAUCAGGAUCAUAUCAACCGGGAUUCCUUAAUAGACCCAAAUGUUGAUUCAUCAGCAGGAUAUUCUCGAGAUACUUUUAUUGAACCCAAUACAUCCACCAUGGCCGCCAAACCUGUCAGCACACUAUCCAUGAACUCAUACCAGUACACUGAGCAUGAUCAAUCUCAUUAUGCUUCCUACAACUAUCAUCAAGAUGACGACGAUCACCACAUCAACGACGGUGAUGAUUUGAAACUCCCUCCAUUAACAAUAGAUCAUCCAUCAGGUACAAUAAGUUCUCUUGCCAUCGCUUCGCCUGCUUCUAUCCCGUCACCCAUUACACCCAUCGCCCACACAAGUAACAAACAGCUUUCUCCUGAAGCACAAGUAGAAGCAUUUGUUCAUGAAGGCAUUUCAUUCCAUGAAAAGGGUCAAUUGGAGAAGGCAACUCAACAUUUCCGUAUUGGAGCUGAAAAGGGUAAUCCAAUUGGCAUGUUUCUUUAUGGCGUCUCGUUACGACAUGGAUGGGGAUGCAAGAAGAAUGAACAUGUUGCUUUCCAGUAUCUACAAAAGGCUGCAGAACAUGCUGUUGAAGAUUUAACCAACAUCAAGAAUACGGUCAAUGCGUCUGCUUCCAAGGGCGAGCUCAUCAUGGCUAUUUAUGAGCUGGGUGUUUCGUUCAGACAUGGAUGGGGAUGCAAGAAAAACAAGGAAUCUGCAGUGCAAUUUUUUAAAAUUGCUGCUGAUUUAGGUGAUCCGGAUGCACAAAACGAUCUUGGUCAUUGUUACUACCAUGGACAAGGUGUCAAAAAAGACUUGUAUCUUGCUGCAAAAUACUACCGCAAAGCAGACAAGCAAGGCCAAGGUAUCAUGGGCAACAGUUGGAUUUGGAAGCCCAAAUAUGAUAAACCUAAAUAA